Molecule: messenger RNA, 9945 nt
Organism: Phyllostomus discolor (pale spear-nosed bat)
Lineage: Eukaryota; Metazoa; Chordata; Mammalia; Chiroptera; Phyllostomidae
Gene: PAG1
Product: phosphoprotein membrane anchor with glycosphingolipid microdomains 1
Biological process (GO): intracellular signal transduction; negative regulation of T cell activation
Cellular component (GO): membrane raft; plasma membrane
Source: RefSeq, a predicted model, not a curated record
CCCAGCCUCUGCUCCACGACGCUGUCAUUCUCCGCUGCGCCUCGGUCGGUGCAGACUGCAGUUCCCUCCCUCCUUUCGUCCUCCCCGGCCGGCCUGUGAGCUCAAGAUGUGACUGAGCCUGGGAGUGGGCUGGCGGCUCUGCGGCAGCAGUGCCUCGGCUUCUCUCUGGCCACGUUCCCUGCACAACUGCGAUUCCCUUGGAGCGGGAGACGGAGACACGCACCAGGGACUCGGAGCGCACCCUCCGGGCCCGGUGCAGUCGCAGCAGCUCCCGCGUCUGCAGCCGCCAGGGCCUCGCGGAGCUGAGAAGGCUAGUGCAGAGAGGAGCCACUGGCUUCGAGCAGCUUAGCGCGAUCCCCAAGAAGGCGCCUGUCUGCUGCGUCCCAGCGAGUUGACUGCAGUUUCUGAAGUUGGAGGGAGCCGUGAGGAGGAGAGGCCAAGAAGGAAGAGAGAACUCUUGCCACCACAUUUCAGAGGGACGACAUUGCCUGAAUUGUGAAUAGUUACUUGGACAAACUUUUCUCCAAGGCAGAGCACGGACGCAGCCCUAACCCAGUGUCUCCAGCUCUGAGGGACUGACGUACUCACCAUCCCAGCAGCACCUCCUGCUUCUACCAUGGGACCUUCUGGCAGCCUGCUAGGCAGUGAACACUUGCAGCUUGUCCUUUUGGGAAGUUUGGCAGCUGCCACCACUUUCUUCCUCAUCACCUUCCUCAUUUUCCUGUGCUCCAGCUGUAACAGAGAAAAGAAGCCGAGACAGUACAAUGGAGACCACGAGAACCUGAUGAACGUGCCUUCAGACAAGGAGGUGACCAGCCGUUCAGUGACCAGCCUGGCCACAGAUGUUCCUGCCAGCAGUGAGCAGAACGGGGCACUCACCAAUGGGGACAUUGUCUCAGAAGACAGCACCGUGACCUGCAUGCAACAUUAUGAGGAGGUCCAGACCUCGGCCUCUGACCUGUUGGAUUCUCAGGACAGCACAGGGAAACCCAAGUGUCACCAGAGCCGGGAACUGCCCAGAAUUCCUCCAGACAGUGCGGUGGGCACAAUGGUUAGUGCAAGGAGCAUGGAUGGAGACCCAGGGGUGGGGACAGAAGGGCCAUAUGAAGUGCUCAAGGACAGCUCGUCCCAGGAGAACAUGGUAGAGGACUGCCUAUAUGAAACCGUCAAGGAGAUCAAGGAGGUGGUUGCAACUGCACCCCCAGGCAAAGGCCCCAGUGGCCAGUUCAAGGUGACCUGUGCUUUGAAGGAGCUCCCAGCCGAAGGCAGAGCCGACUUUGCUGAAUAUGCCUCUGUGGACAGGAACAAAAAGUGCCAGCAAAGCAUGAAUGCAGACAAUGUUCUGGAAGCUUCCCAUGAUCCAGAAGAGGAAGCCCCACCACCAGUCCCUGUUAAACUUCUGGAUGAGAAUGAGAACCUUCAAGAGAAGGACAACAGAAAGGCAGGAGAAGAAAGUGCCCCAGAAGGGACUCGUGACAGCAACAAGAGAUUUAGUUCCCUGUCAUAUAAGUCCCGUGAAGAAGACCCAACUCUUACAGAAGAAGAGAUCUCAGCCAUGUAUUCAUCUGUAAAUAAACCUGGGCAACCUGGGAAUAAAUCAGAACAGUCCCUUAAAGCACCAGAGUCCAGCUCAGGAGCUGUUCAGAGGCCCCUGUCUUCCUGUAAUGACCUCUAUGCGACUGUUAAAGACUUUGAGAAAACUCCAACAGCAAGCAUGAUUCCACAGGCAGGGAGACCCCGGGAGGAGCCUGAGCCUGACUACGAGGCAAUCCAGACUCUGAGCAGAGAGGAUGAAAAGGCCAUCCUGGAGACAAGUGGCCACUGUGGCCCCUGUCCAAAGGAGAAUGACUACGAGAGCAUUGGGGACUUGCAGCAAUGCAGAGAUGUCACCAGGCUCUAGAAACUCAGAAGACAGCCCCUGAGAGCCUAGGACCAUCUGGUAGGGGACGAGAAGAAGACACAGAGCAGUCCCUUCCACUUUACAUGCUGCUUUGAUGACUAAGGACAGUGAAGCUGCCUGGAGUUUGGGAACAGGAAGGUGCAUACCUGGCUGCCAGGCACUGCCACACCCAAGCACAGUCCUCAUGUCCCCACAUCCUCGGGACAGGUUCCAGCUGUCAGCAGAGGAACCACAACUCCACCUGCCUAAAUACUGCCGUUCAGAAGAGCCAGGUUUCCUUCCUUCCUUCUUUGGUUGCUGUCUGCUAUUUCCCCCCUUGAAAUCUCCCCAUUUCUACUGGUUCAUUCCAAGGAAUUUCACCCAAAGGGCUUGGCCUCUGCCUUCAGUAUAGGUGUUUUCAGAUGGUAAGAAACUGUGGUUGCUGGUACUGUCAGAUGCCCUCUCAAGGGUCUUGAGUCUUCAUGCCUUCUGAUACAGACACUCCACAUCAGCAGCUUCUCCCAAAGGAUUUGAAGUCAUUUUUAGAUGCUUUAUUUUAUUUUUCUAGUCAAAACAAUUUUCCUCCCAGUAUUUGGAACUUCAAAAUCUUUGAAGUAUUUGUGGUGAACGCUGCGGUACUACUGUACUUGUUUUAGCCCAGGGCCCAUUCCUCCAAAACAGAGAGCCUUAAUGUCUAUGUCGGGACACAGACCUCACGCCUGGACAGCCCACGACGGCCGCCUCCGACUGGCUGUGGACUUGAAUGUGUGUUUCCCAUGAUCUGUGAGGCCACACCAGCAGCAUGAGUUCCAUAAAUUAACUGCUGCCCUAAGGUAAUCUAGCUGAGAUUAAAAUGUAAACAUUUAUUUUUGUUAUAUAAAUUUAUAAGAUGUUUUAUGUUUAAUGCCUAAUUUCUAGAAAGUGCCAGAAAAAUGUAUAUUAACUAUUUUGAUUUUAUGUACAAUGAUUUAUACUUUCAUUUUGAAAAGACACCUUAAAGCACAUAAGCUAGGAAGUUACAAAUCAUUAUUAUCAUUUUUCUAACCAAGUGUUUAAAACACUGAAGGUUUUUAAAGACUCAAACUUGUCAAAUGGUACUUGGAGCUCUUGAUCGAAAUCAUCUAGCUCUCAGAGAAAUCAGUGGAAUGAUCAUAAAUGAUCAUUUUCAGUGGUUUGUGAUGGGAAAUAUUGAAGAAUUUGAAGUGGUAAAAUGGAAAGAAGAACAAAAUCUAACUAAGGGUGACUGUGCAUUACUCAUGAAGGUAUAAAUAAUUCUUAAGAUUUGGUUACAUUUUGAAGAAAAUGAUGAAUUGCAAAUACAGUAUUUGCGAGUACUGGACUACAUAAUUUUUUCCCUCCAUUUUACAAAAAUCAGUGUUUGUAGUAACUCAGAUUGAAAAUAAGCCUGGUCUGAAUUUAAUCAUCUCUUUAGAUUUUAUAAGGCCAACUUUGGGAAAGUUACUCACUUUUCACUUUAAAAGGAACCCGGUCAUUACAGUGUGGGAUACAGAAAGGGAGCUGUCUAUACUCUUAAAGGGAAAACAGAGAGACAAGCAAUUAUUCCACACCGCUGGGGUAUCUGUGACUUUUCAGAUUGCACCACCUUGCUGUCAUCACUUGUUAUGACAAAGAAUGUGAUUGGGAGGGGGAAGCAUUUGAAAACUCUAGGGACUGGAUGCUCACUGACACUCAGUAAGGUGUUUUCCAUCCCUCACACUCUCGGCUUGGUUUGUGACUGCUCUGCAAUAUGUUCCUGAAAUUGUGAAGCGAGCUCUCUUCACGCACACUGGUUGUCAUUUUUCACUCAGCCUGGUCACUUGCUUCAAGAGUCCGUGUGCACAAGCACCAUCAUCACUGAUUAGAAGAUAAUGGCAGAAUUCCCUCAGAUUAGGGAGUUACCCAGAUGGUACGAGACCCUUGCCCUCUGAAUUUACUUCCUAAAUAAGCACUGUUUUUGCUUGGUACUUUUCACUGCUAAUAUUAAUGAGUUUGACCCAGCCAUCCCUGUGUCAUGGGGUUCCUUUAGUGUAUGGUGAGAGCCAUGCCCUAUGGCCCCCCUAGCACUGUGCCUGCAGCAUCAUGUCCUUCGGGAGUGCCUGACCGUUUGAAAGUUUACUGUAUUUUAUGUUUUAUUUAUUGCCAGGGAAGUGGGAAGUGAGUAUCAUCUGUAAAGUAUAAAAACCACCUAAAGAGAGAAGCUCUUUAUAAAUAGUCAUAGCCUCUUGAAAUUCCAUUAUCAUCAGUUUCCCCCAGAAGCAUUGAAAUGCAGGCUGUGCAGUACAGCCAGAAAAUGUGCACUGAAGUAUCUCUCUUCAUUCGAGAUCUGGCGCUAAAAAUAAGCUGGAAUACAAAGUGUUAUAGGUUUACUUUAAAGGGAACUAUAAGGUCCUCCAGUACAGAUUCUGAAAAAUGAGGGAUAGCAGAGCCUCAGAGCAUUGGAGACGUGGCUUCCAGACAUGGCUCUGUUCUGUUGACCACUGGCACCUGAGUGAAGGAUGUUUAUUGAUGUGUCAUCACUGUUUGACCUUAUAUGCAGUGUUUCAUAAAUGCCAUCACUUUUGCUGUAUUUGUCAAAAAUUUGUGCUGCAUUGUUUGAAUUGGACAAAAGCCUACAGCUUCUUUCAAAAGGGGUUUCAUUUUGAGUUAAAUGCUAUAGUUUAAAUGUACGAAAGGUAGUUACCAAAAAAAAAAAAAAAAAAGAACUAUCUGUACCUUUAAAAGUCAAUUUUGACAUCUGACAUCCAUAUUAUACAUUCCAUUAUAAUAACCUAGGUUAGUGAAAUCAUACAAAAAGAUAAAAAUAAGUUUUAGGCAAGUCUUUUUUUCCUCAUAUAAAUCAGAAUUAUAAACUUCUUUUGCCUAAAAGUAGGAUUUUUGUCCUUGUUCAAAAAUUUUUAAAGUUUAGUAGACUUUUUUUCUACUGCUUUUACUAUUUCCCAAAUUCAGUCAACAGGGAAGUGUAGCCUGUUUUAUGCAAAAUGUUUGUGGAAAUUUUAAAUUUGAAAAAAAGUAAUUUUUGUAGAGUAAUUUUUGUUCCUACCCUGCACUCAAUUACAUCAUUAGUUCUAGGAAAGCUUUUGAAGCUCUCCUUUUUGGGAAAAGGCAAUUACUGAUUUAUUUGCCCUCAGAAUCUAAGAGUUAAUUCAAAUUGAGAGCUAACUAACAGUAGGAAGGCAACAUCAAGAAAUAAAACUUAACCUCAGCAUGUCACUGGCUUUGUUUCUUAUAUGUAUUUUCAUUUUUCUAGUUAGAGCAUUUACUCACUUUAACCAGUAACAAAUCGUAUAUAUAUAUAUAUAUAUACACACACACAGGUAUACACAUAUAUACACAUAUAUCUUCUGGUGCUUAAUUCAUUAGGACAUGUCCUAUUAUUCUAUUAAGUAUUUUGAAUGUUUAUUUUACUAGUAUGAAGACUAUCGUAAUAAAAGCAGAAAAGAAACAACAAUUUUUCAAUACUUUUCAUUUGGUAUUUAUAAGAAAACCUUCUUAAGUUGCUCUCAUUUAGUUUUCCUAAUGAAUUAAUUCAGAUUUUAAAUUGUUUCCAUAAUUCUAGCUGAAGAGCCAUGGUAUUUUAAAUAGUUUUAUUAUCUAUGUGACUCACUGUAUAUUCAGCCUCAUGAGAGGAGAUGUGAACAGGUGUCUCAGGUAUUGGAGAGGCGACCUGGCCAGAAGCUACAAGAGCCACGUGAGCUGGAUGGGGCCACAGCAGGAUGACCACACCAGGUAGCAGAAGCAGAGCCUAUUCUCAUGUGGGGCCAUUUUCUUUCAUCCUCUUCAGAAACCAGAGAAUCCAUAAGUAGUGCUGGAGUCUGAUGUAGAAAGUAACUGCUCUGAGCUGAUAACCAAGCUGUAGUCACAGAGCUUCAGUGCGAGACUGCAUGAGGACUUUGUGAAUGAGUCAAUGACAGUUUUCAGUGUUCCUUGUAAAUGUGACUUCAUGGGAUCCGGUGAUGCCAUUCCCCUGAAAGUGUUGAUGUCUGGUGCCUAGCCAGCUUCACUUUGGCUGCUGGAAGCCCCAUAGGUACUGAUGGAUAUUUCAAGGAAAUCUUGACAGGCUCAUUGUGCUGUGUAAUUGAGCGAAGUUAAAGUGUAAUAUUUUCUGUUAAUAAGUGACUGAGUGAAAAUAGAAGCAUGUGUCUGUAAUAGCAAAUAUGGCUUCAUUUGCAAUGAAAUUGAGAUUCCUGGUCCUGUGGCAGUAUUUUCUUGCUCUGUAUUAUACCUUUUCUUUGAUACAUUGUUUUUGACAGUGGCAUUAGCCAGGUUGUACGCACUUAGAAAGUGUUUGACUUAGAGAGAUCAGUCCAGAAACCGUGAUAAAUUACCAAAGUAAAUUCAAUGAAACCGUGAUCCAGAAGAGAACAUUCAUAAGUGCUUUUUUUCUACUGUUCAAGUCCAUGUUUAUGUCCAGUCUCUAUAUAAAGUAUUUUAUUAUUUUUCCAGGUUCUUUUAUUUAACUAAGAAAUGGUAGUUCAGAUUCAUCUUCAUGACAGAUGAAAUGGGAAAUGCAAGUUUUGUUAAAAAGGCAAUUUUUUUAAGCAUUCAAUUUGGUAACCAUUCUUUUUAAUGCAGUUAGAGUAGAUUUUUCAUUGCUUACCACACACAUAUGAGUAUUUUUAAAAACGUACUGAAGUUUGGGUGUCUCAAAUCACCUUGUGUAAUGGAUUAUAAAGGCUGGUAGUUGUUAUUCCUCAGACUUCUGUUUGUUAAAUAUUUUUAAUAUUGUUUUAAAUAUUUUAAUGUUAUUACCUCUUAAAUAUUUGUGCUGUAAUAAUAUGACUCACAUGUUCAGGGGAAGUUUGAAAUAUAGGUAAACGUAUAGGAAUUUAUAUUUCAUUGUCCAUGCAUUUUUUUCCUCAUAAAAAUAGUUCCCCCCAAAACUAACUUAUUAUCUGCUAGGCAGUCCCACAGUUUCAAAAUACUCUUGCUCAAAAACAAUUCAUGACACUGAGGGAAUUUGACUCAAUGUGUCAAAAUGUCUCUGUCAUGGUCAAAUUUUUAACUCACAAGAGUGAGAAGUUGUGCUGGGAAUUUUUAAACCUUAGUUUUAGUCCAAAAAUAUCUCACAUUGCCUUCCACAGCUUAUAAUUUUUUCCUCCCUGACUCUAGUCCUCUGAAGAAGCAGUUAAAAGAUUGUGGGCAGGGAGGCACUAUUUCUUCCAGUCUCGCCUGGGCUCCUCCUGCACAGAAUACCUUUUGUCACUUUGCCCAGCACAACCUCUGGGCCUCUUCCCCACCCCAGUCCUUCCUAGUCUGCUGUUUCCAGGAUGUCUUCUCUUGUCUAUCUUCCCCAGUACCAUUGACAGCCCUGCCUCUUGGCAUAGAGCCAUCUCAGCUCCAGGUGGUGAGCAGACAGCUCCACCCACCUCUUUCUCCUGCGUGGUGGGCUACCCAAGUGAAACCACAGACCAACCCGGGAAAGCAGAUGCUAGUUGUGCUUUGUCAUGAGCUUUGCUCAGCCAGGUACAGCGUUGCCCACAUCUCUCAUGAGAAUGGUUCUCACUAAGGGGCCAUGGAAAACAGCGUUUAAAAAAUUGUGUUGAGUACUCAAACUCACAAAUGCAGAAAAAUUCUCACAUGACCAUGGUGUAACUGGUAAGCUCGCUGUUCCCCACAAUGCACUGAGACAGUCCUAUGUCUCCUAAAACUCCAGUUGAAGAUCAGUCUUUGUGCAGUGGACCAAUAGUUCCCUAUAAAAUGGAACACUGUUUAUUUUAAAGGGGAAAAAAACCCUUUUUUGUCAGAAGUAAUCAUUUAUAAAAUAAUCUGUUUUAGCCAGGUAGCUAUUGCCCCCCCAUCCUAUGAAAGAAAUACUUCUUGUGAGUUAUGUUAGUUGUUACUAGUUUGAGCUACUCUCCCAUGUCCUGAGGAAAUGAGAGUGUUCAAGCAUCUAACUGCAGUUACCAGACACUGAAUAACCUGGAUGUUCCUAGGCAAACUGAUGUUUGGAGUGAGAAACCAACCAAGCUCCCUUUAUGGAUGAGCCCAGGUGAAUGGUGCACAAAGGCUGCAGAUCUCCCUCUCUGGACACCUAAGGAUCCAUCAGCAUUAGUCUUGAUAGUUUUGUUUAGUUUUGAUUUUUGUAAGUUCACUCUAAGUAAAUUUAACAUCAUAGUUAUUAUCUGAAUGGAUAUUCUAGACCGUAAUUUUUUUUCCAAAUUAACAGAACAGAUAGCUGCUCAUUCUUUUUAUGCAUUUAAUUUUUAAAAGUCCACCCAGUAUAGUAGUUUGUCACCCUUAAUAGGACAAUUAAGGUGAAAAGAGAGACCAGCCUUUGCCCCUGGGGUCAGCACUCCAGAACUGUCUGGUCAUAACAUCUGGUUUUGUUUCCUUUUGUUUGUUUGUUUUUUUAACUCUACAAGUUGGAAACCAUGAGUUUAAAACAAAUUCUUUCCUUUUCCUUUCUUAAGCUUAGAAAAUUUUUUAACGUUAUUAUAUGUAUUAAUAUGAUUCACAUGUUUGGUUAGGUCCCCACUGAGGUAGGAGAGGCUCUGGUGAUAGACAGCAGCCACAUUUCCUAAGCCAGGAGACUGACCCUAAGGUCUGAUCUGCCUGUAAGGGACUCGAACAUGCCCUUGACAAGUUUUUAUGUAUUUUAGUGUAAAACCCAUAAAUGAAUCUGGCGUGGUGUUCGUGACCCAUUCCACAAGCUUUCAUACUUUUUAACAAUUUGUGUGUGAACACAGGCUUCUCUUGUAUUUCCUGGAGGGGUAACUAGAAAGCUGACUCCUGGGGGCUGCUCUACACUGCCUCCUGGUGUCCUGGAAAGCAGCUGCACAGUGAUGCUUGCAAAGGUAGAAGCCAGGGGAAAAUAUCAGGAAAGCUGAAUUUUAUAUUCACAUUCACAGGCAUUUGAGAGGGUCCCAUAUGCCUCAGAUUUUGACACUUUAAAAAAAAUUUUUUUUCUGAGUACCAACUACAUACUUCAUUCUGGGGCUGGGGGGUGGGAGGGCGGGGCUGGACCAGAAGUAAAAUUUGAACUAAGGGAUGUGGGCAAGGCUUCCUGCCCCUGUCUGAUUAUGUGUCUGGGAAAUAUAUUAUCCCAAAUCUUUGUCCACCACUCUGAAUCUCUUAAGGAGCAAGUGUAAGUAGGUAUAAAUGAGCAAGGCUAUCUCAAAGAUUUAAAUUAUUGCUUAGAUAUUUUCUUCUUUAUAAAUUCAGGAAAUCAACCUGGUUUAUAGCUAGCAUAAUAUGGUUACUAAAACUAUAAUUUGUAGGUCACUAAAUGCAUCCUUUCAGAUAUUCAUCUAAAGACUCCUGACUUUGUUUUAACUAAGAAAAGAAAUUCCUCAUAAUGGAAAAACAAACCCAACAAAAAACUUCCACAAACUCUAGAACAGUGUAGCAUCAGUCUAACAUCUACCCCAGAAUAUGUGUUUCUUGUGUAUAGUAGUAGUUCAACAACUUUUAUGGGAGAAAAAAAUGCAAACUUUUUAUUUCUUGGAAAUGUGGAUUAAGGUGUUGAAUUAAAUUCUCAGAGGCAAUAAUUUAAAAAGAAGCAUUGGUUUUGGAGACGAGCUCACAGCUCUAUGGUCACUGUUCCAGCAUUAACUUUACUAUGUGACAUUGAACAAAUGAGUUAACUUCUCUGUGCCUCAGUUUCUCCAUAUACAAAGUGGAGAUAAUGAUACCAACCAUUGCCUACCUCAUAGGGAUGUUAUGGAAACAAAUGAGAUAACAUAGGGAAAUACCAAUGCUUUGAACUCUGGAAGGAAGGUGCUAUAUAAAUUGAUGUAUUGUUUUUAAUGAUCCAAUUAUUAUGUUUAGGGCUUAAACAAUAGCAAUACUGUUAGUCAUGUUAAGAGUAAGUUUCAAUUUGAUUUAUAUAUACAACUCUCUUCUGGGACCAGGUCUUGAUCAUUCAUCCAUGUAUGGUACCUACAGACUGAAAUGGUUAUUUUUUUUUUCUGUGUUUCUGCCUGUAGUAUUUUUAUUCUGAAUUUUCCCCAAAGGCUGGAGUCGAACUUCUAAUAUCUUAUCGUUUACAUGUAAUGAACCUUAUUCAAGCUAUGUAUAAUUACAUGUAAAUAGCAGGUACAUUGUAAUUAAAGGCACUUAUCAAAUUG